Molecule: messenger RNA, 1539 nt
Organism: Clonostachys byssicola
Lineage: Eukaryota; Fungi; Ascomycota; Sordariomycetes; Hypocreales; Bionectriaceae
Source: the annotation of a GenBank genome assembly
AUGGAGUCUAUUCACGCUCGUAACAUCAAGAAUGCCGUGACGGCUUGGGCCCAAGAACUAUCUGAGCAACCACAAAGAUUCUACAUUGUAGCAUCUUUCCUAGUUGUUCUUGCCGCGAUCACCGUGUUCUGGAAAAUUCCGAGACAGCCCGCGGUCAAAAUAUUGCUCGCAGAUGAAAUUAGGAGUUCAAGGCAGCGUGCUCUUGAAUAUGCUUUCAACCCGCGACAAGUGAUGAAAAAGGGAUAUGCACAGUUCAAAGAUGAGGUUUACGGCAUCAAUACACAAGAUGGUGUCAAAGUGGUCAUUCCUCCAAGCUUUCUUAACGACUUGAAAAGUCAUCCAAGCUUAAGCUUCAAAGCAUCAAUCGAUAAUGACAUGCAACUUGAAUACACUUACUUCGGUGGUCCCCCCGAAUACGUUAUUCACGCCAUCAAGGGCAACAUGACUGCUUCUCUUGGGACUGUGACGCCGUUGCUCAACCAAAUGGUACGAAGAAACGUGCCUGUGAUCUUGGGCAAGUACAAAGACUGGACACCUGUGCAGGUCCAUGACAAGAUACUGCAGCUGGUAGGGACGAACAACGCAAGAAUAUUUCAGGGAACUGCCGCUAGCCUUGACCAAGAAUGGGUUGAAGCGUCUACAGGCUAUGUUCUAUCAGUUUUCGACUGCAUCCGGGCGCUGAAGCAAUGGCAUCCCUGGCUCAGGCCCAUUGUGUACAGGUUUAUCCCAGAACGAGCAGCUAUUAACGACCAGUGGGUCAAAGGUCGUAAGCGACUCAGCGCAUCCAUGCGUGAGAGAAGUGAAAGGGGUGCUAAUCUGGAGGAUCCUCCUACCAUGUUGGAUCUGCUCAGUUCUGGGAAGAAUGAAUGGCUUGCAAACGACAUUGAGAAGCAGUUGCUCUACCAGAUGACUCUCGUUGCGGUGGGAACCGUGACCACGUUUGCUUCCAUUACGCAGGCGAUCUAUGACCUGGCAACUCAACCUAGUUAUAUUCCUCUUCUCCGUAAGGAGGUGGAAUCUGUUCCGCGUGAUUCAAACGGAGACUUCACCAAGGAGUCUCUCUCCGCCAUGAAGAAGCUCGACAGUUUUAUCAAGGAGAGCCAGCGCCUCAAUGCACCCGAUCUAUCUACCUUUCAGCGCGCAGCAACAGCAAACAUGACUCUGCCAGAUGGGACCUUCAUUCCCAAAGGCACCAAGUUGGAGGUCAACACCUGCUCGAUCCAUAGGGACAAGAGUAUCUACGAGAACGCAGAUCAGUUUGAUGGACUCCGAUAUUACAAGCAACGUUUGAAUCCAGGGGAAGAAAACAAGCAUAUGUAUUACAGCGUGGGGAAGGAUGACCUGUCCUUUGGAUUUGGACGCCACGCUUGUCCUGGUCGAUAUCUUGGAGCAGUUAACAUCAAACUCCUUCUUGCCCAAAUACUGUUGGACUACGAUGUCAAAGUACCUGAUGGUGCUGCUCGGCCUGCCAAUAUUGAAUUCGAGGCUACUGUUUCACCGGAUGCAGAAUUUAAGAUUCUGCUCAGGAGUAGGCCGUAG